UAAGCUAUGCGCAUGCGCAGUAAUUACUAUCCAAUAUGGCCGCCAAACCUCCGUGGAAUUUAGAAAUUUUUGAGACAAAAAAUGUGGGAAAUGUGUCCCCCUAGAGAGUAUACAGACCUUUUGGUUAAAUACGAAGAAUGCCAAGACAUUCGAGGAAACCUCCUCAAAAGAAAGGAGCGAGUUACUCAGCAUGUGUUGCCCAGACAGAUGUGACUGUGUAUGACUUUGCCCACACUGAGCCUAGCCUGGUGAAAACUUGCAGAUUGAAGAAAUCUACCAUCAACAGUUUCAACAAGGAAGCAAAGAAGAUGACCACUGAAGACGGUGCAGCACAUGAUGCAGAUUUAGCAUGGGAUGAGAAGGAUUUGGACGACUUUGAUAUUGAAUAUAUGCCAUCAGAUAUACAGUUAUUUAUUUCUAGUCCAAUGUCUCCCAAUGAAGGCCCUGAAGAUUAUACAGAAGGAAGAGUGUAUCCUCUUGACCUCUGGUUCAUACUAGCUCAAUACAUCAGACCAGAGGAUGUAGGCCUCUUCGCCAGACUCUGUACAUCAUCACACUAUGUAACACAUACAGCAGGUUACUGGAAUAGACUAUAUCUCAGGUACUACAACCAUGAUAAAGAGCUUCCAAAUGACUUAACCCUAGCCUGUAUGGAAAGACGUCAUGGUUUACGAUCUCGCGUCAUAAGAUCUCUCUUCUACCUCUACAAACCAUUCCAGGACCGCACAAAAGUCUCAACAACAUUUGAAAAAGAGGCUUACUUCCUCGAGGGAUCCCGUUGUAUUUUAAUGUGGCACCAGAAAAUCCGGAAUUCCUGGAACUUUUACUUUAAAUUCAAACUUCCUUCGGAAUCUAUUUCAAAGUGCAAUUUACUCCAACAUAUCAGCCCAGUGAAAACACGACGUCUGGAACUGCUGGAUAGUUUUAACGAUGUCUAUGAUAAUGUAGAAAAGGAUUGUUGUGUGUUGGCAAUAACCGCAAAGAAUUUUAUAUCAAUACCUGUGUGCAUGGGGUUGGUAUUGAAUAAGAUGUUGGUCAGUGUUAGCAGUGAUAUGAGAUAUCAACGUGUAAGGCUGUUGUUCCACUCCCAGCGUAUUCACAUGGCUAAAGAAAUGUCCGACAGUGGCGUCAUUGCUGUUCUUGAUCCUGUCAUUGAUAUGAAGGUGCUUCAUUGGUGGCAUCCUAAGUUCCCACAUGUUGUCACUAUUGGCAGUCCUCCUCCUAUACAGGACACCCCCCUAGUAGAAGAUGACUGGGGACUGGCACAUUUACAGCCUGAAGUUUGACCCCAUCCCCUAUCAAUACAACAUCCCCCCUCAUCUGCUCGUGAAUGAUAUCUGAGGAUUCACACAUUCAUCAUAAAACCCUUACCCAUAAGGGACACCUCUCCCCAUCUUCUUGUAGUAGAUAUCUGGGAUUUCAAACAUUUACACCCAGAAGUUUGAACCCCACACCCCAUAUCCAUAAAAAACACCACUGCCCCCUGAAUCUGUCUGUUGAAGAUGAACUGGGAUUAAGCUAGCAAAUGUUCACUCAGAAGUUGAUCAUGGACAAACAGUUGACUUCCAUUUAUCAUGUUAACCUUGAUCUAUCUUAUUGGAUGACUUUUGUUGUUAUUUGGACACUUUGUCAAGCAAUAUAUGCAAACCUACACUGUAUGUAAAACAUAUAUUGGACAUGAUAUUUAGUUAACCAUAAGAAUGAGUGGCUGUCAAACGUCAUACAUAAAACGUCAAACAGAAGAGGAUCCAACAUUUCAUUAAAUAUGUCACAUUUUGGAAAGUAACAUGUUCUGUCUAUUAGUAUAAUCAAGGAGCUGAACAUUUACGAUAUGCAUCUCCUCUCGGAAACUGAACAAAAGGUGUUUCUUCAAAUUUUGGUAUUAUUGCACAUGGGUGUGGUCUCACCAUAUUGAUUACUUGUGAAAUCAAUGUUUGGAGUGGUCAACAAUGCUACUUGCAUCUUUUGCAACUUAUAAGAAUUUAAGUGUACCAAAAUAUUGAAAAAUAAUAAAUGCAUAAAGAUAAAACAACAAAACUUCUUUCUGAUCAAAUCUUACGAAUAAGCAUGGAAGACAGUGAGACGUAGACAUGUUAUGAAAGGCUGUCUGUAGAAAUAUUUUAUGUUAUUGAGAACAUAACAUCUAGUAAGUCAAAAGAUUGGUGAGAUAAAAUGAUGAAUUUGGAAGUUAACAUUACAUAUGAACAUUGUAAUUCCAAAGAUGUGACAGGGAUUGAAGUUCAUGACUAAAUGCCCAUCUGCAACUGUUUCUGAUUUGUCAAAACCGAUCAUGCAUUAUAAUCUCUAAGAACUGGGUCAGUAUUAUAUAUCUCUCAAUUCUCUGGUAAUAUGUCAAGUAAUUAGUCGAGAGCUCGAUAACAGGAUAUACCAGGAUUUGAUUAAUUGGGAAAAUGUCAAUCUAUGUACUUUGUGACACAGAAAAAAUGCUACUCACCCACAUACUGUUGCUUAACUUUUUUGUCUGCUUGAUUUCUGACUUUUCCUUUGGCACAUUAAAAGUAGGCUCUAUGGAGCAACUUGACAAGAAGUUUCAAAUGACUUACUCAACUAGAUGCACCUUUAUGAGUGUUACUAGAUGUGUGAUUUCCUUUUCAGCACACCCGAAUUCUACACAAAAAAUUCCUCCCAUGAUUUGUAACAUAAUUUUGUACAACACCUUGUGUUAAAUUGAAUGGACUUUCUUUCUAUUAAAGUAAAAGCAUAAAUCAUCAGUAUUUACAAAGUUAUAUUACAAAAGGUGGGUGGCAUGUUUUUUUGUAGAAUCUAUUUGUGCCUGCAAAGGAAUGGAUGACAUUUAGAGCACAUUUUGUAACACUCAUAAAAGUGCAUCUAGUUUAGGUUGUCAUCUGAAACUUCUUGUGCAGUUGCUCCAUGGCAUUUAGUUUUAAUGUGCAAUAGACAAUUCAGAUAUGCAGACAAAACAGUUAUUCAGCAUUAUGUGGGUGACGGUUAUGCAGCAUUAUGUGUUUUUUUUGUGUGUCACUCUGUAAUAUGGUAAUUAUUAGCUGAGAGCCCAUAUGUUUUAACAGAACAAGAUGCCAUCAGUUGGUUAAACCAUGUACAUGUAUGAUAUACCAUGUAUACAGUAAUCUUACUACAUAUUUGGCUUCCCUUAAAACAAUAUGUGUCUUGGGCAUGGGUCUAAUAUACAUGUAAUUGCCUGAUAUAGGACAACAUGUAGACUGCACUCCCCUCUAUAAGUUUGUCAACUGGAAGUCUCUUUCUUUAUCAUUUGUUAAAGCUCGUUUAUAUUUAGGAUUUUAGAAAUCAUCAAUUUUUCAUAAAUUUCCAAACUAUUGUAGUAAAGGAACAAAAUAGUUUCAAGCAUAAUCAGACUUAAACAUGCAAUCAGUUGAACACUUUGGGUUGCCAACUUUUUGGAGCGGAGUGUACAAGCAUACUGAAGAAAUGUAAAGGACACAGAAACUCCUAACAUACUGUACUAAUUUAGUUGAGUUGAAAUAUGUCUUGCAUGUGGAUCCUGUUACCCUAGCUCUUACUAUGUAAGAUAGAAGGGGGGGGGGUCAGAAUUUUAGUGCGUGACUGAAUUGAAAUAACAUGUAUGUUUGCAUGUUAUACCAAACUCUAACCAAAUACAGAUUGGAUCUUUGAAAUAUUUUAUGCUGUCAUAUCAUAGUUACAGGAAUACUGUGGAUACCCUUUAUUUGCCUCAACUUAAUUUGUUGGAUUUUCUCAAUUUCAAAUAUUGGCGGCU
Molecule: messenger RNA, 3736 nt
Organism: Owenia fusiformis
Lineage: Eukaryota; Metazoa; Annelida; Polychaeta; Sabellida; Oweniidae
Source: the annotation of a GenBank genome assembly